Melanotaenia boesemani (Boeseman's rainbowfish) is the source of this 2501-nucleotide messenger RNA. It is a transcript of the gene mindy3, whose product is annotated as MINDY lysine 48 deubiquitinase 3. The record is from RefSeq and is a predicted model, not a curated record. The coding region runs from base 337 to 1707 and encodes 456 amino acids. The transcript is spliced from 16 exons. Gene Ontology annotation, biological process: protein K48-linked deubiquitination. Gene Ontology annotation, molecular function: K48-linked deubiquitinase activity; calcium ion binding; cysteine-type deubiquitinase activity. NCBI's taxonomy places the organism in Eukaryota, Metazoa, Chordata, Actinopteri, Atheriniformes, Melanotaeniidae.
GGUCCCAUUUUACCAUUUGUUGUAAAUAAACGAAUGACAGAGAAGCGGCUGGUGGUUAAAUUCCUACCGAAGUAUAUACUCAGUACAAAAUUCCUCCUAUUGCACCGUGUUUUGAGGUUGAUGUUGUGACGUUGAUGUCAUUCAUACCUGCCACUGUGGUGUCAGUCUCUACAGUCAAAGCUUGUGGCCAAUGCCACAAGCGCAACCCGCCCAGAGAACUGGAUUGCCAACAUUAAGAGGAGCUGUCAAGUGGGCUUAAGCAUAACUCUCUUUUCCCCACCUGGCUGUUGGACUGAAGGGGGAUUGCCUGAGGAUUUGCCAACUCGUAAAUUUAAGAUGUCAGAAUUAAAUAAAGAGAUGCUUGAUUUAGUUUGGGGGAGACCCUCUGGUGAGGGCGUUUCUGCCUCCAUCUUCCGAAGAUGGACCCAAGGGUUUGUUUUUAGUGAGUAUGAGCACACAGCACUGGAGCAGUUCGAAGGAGGGCCAUGUGCUGUAAUUGCACCUGUCCAGGCUUUUCUCUUAAAGAACAUUCUUUUUAACAGAGAAACUUCUCACUGGAGACAAAUGGAAGAAGAAGAGCAGAAGACAGCCCUGUGUUCAACACUCAGCGAAAUCCUCGAGUCCGCAUGUGCCAGCCCUUCUACAGGGUUCUGCUUGGUAACUUGGGCCAAGGGAAAGUGCCCACACUCUAGUAAACUUGCUAAGACGCAGCCACAACCACAAACGCAGGACAUGCCAGAGCCAGAGAGCAGCCGGCCACCACAGGAUCAACAACCCACUGCUUUGACUACAGAGGAUCUUGGCUUUGAGAGAUUUCAUAGUGUUCUCCACAAGCGAACAGUCCUGUCAGUGUCCGAUCUCAGAGAAGAAGUGCUGUCUCAUUACCACUCCUGGAGGGGGUGCUGUGGAGUUUUGCUUUUCCUUUACUCUGUCAUCCUCACAAAGGGCAUAGAGAAUAUUAGGAAUGAGAUUCAAGACCCAACGGAGCCUCUCAUAGACCCUGUGCAUGGUCAUGGAAGUCAGAGCCUGGUGAACCUCCUUGUGACUGGUCAUGCAGUGUCUAAUGUCUGGGAUGGAGACAGGGAAUGUUCUGGCAUGAAACUACAUGGAAUUCACAAACAAGCAUCAGUCGGGUUCCUCACCCUUAUGGAGUCACUACGCUACUGCAAGGUCGGUACAUUCCUCAAGUCUCCAAAGUUCCCUAUUUGGAUUCUUGGCAGUGAAACUCAUCUCUCUGUAUUCUUCACCAAGGAGAUGUUGCUGGUAGGUCCAGAGUCUCCAUCAGAACAGGCAAGGAGGGUCUUCCAGUCAUUUGAUCCUGAAGAUAAUGGCUUCAUCCCAGAGUCUCUGUUGGAGGAUGUGAUGAAAGCUCUUGACCUUGUCUCAGAGCCUGAGUAUGUCAAUCUGGUGAAGAGUAAACUAGAUCCAGAAAGCUUGGGUAUAAUACUUCUGGGCCCAUUCCUGUUGGAGUUUUUCCCUGAUCAGGAUUCAGGAAUCCCAGACUCAUUUCCCGUCUACCACUACAAUGGACUUAAACAGUCCAACCACAAAGAGAGGGUUGAGUAUGUGGAGGGGACAGCUGUGGUGCUAGGUUUUGAGGAUCCGAUGGUUCGGACUGAUGACACUCCAGUGAAGCGUUGCCUACAGACCAAGUGGCCCUACAUCGAGUUGCUGUGGACCACCAACCGCUCUCCAUCACUCAACUAGCACUGACACUCUAUGUGUUUGUGUGUGUGUGUGUCUAUGUAUGUGGAUGGACCACUGCUGCCCCACCACACAUCCCUUUUCAAAUCCCCUCCCUCGCACUGACCACUAAAGGUCAGCGGACUGCAAAGACUGAAACACACAACAGCAAUGAAUGAAAACAAGAAGAACACAAACAUUGUCAUGGACCAAUCAAUCAAACCUGAAAUCCAUCCUUUUCUUUCACUCACACAUUCCACACAAACUCACCUCUGCAGUCAUCUGUUCACCACAGCUUGUAAUUGACACACAGGAUGUUUAUGGUGUGAUAACUUAAAGAAAAAAAUGAAUGAUUGUUUAUUUUUACAGCUCUGCUUUGUGCCAACAACCUCUGCUACAGUUUGGUACUAGACAGCUGUUAUGAAACAAACUAGUUUGGUUCAACAAGCGUGUCACCAAAUCACACACUGAACCACAUGUAGAGCCAGUCGACUGUGAGACACUACUGUUAACCCAGCUGCCGGACUGUUUGAGGGAAAACCUACCAAAGCCUUCCACAAAUGAGAACACACGGACAGAUUCACACACAUACACACAACACGCUGACAGUUACUUCCACUGCUGAGAGUUUACAGUGUAAAAGGGACCAACCCAGAUGCAGAGAUCCUGAGAUCUGAAUUGGAGGUUUUCAGUGUUUAACUAAGAUGAAGUUGGUUUAGGUGCUCUGUGUGUGCUUUGUGCACUACACUAGGAUGUUGGCCAAGUGCUUGUAUUUAUUAUCACACUCAAAGGUUCUGGAAUAAACACUUCUUUGUUCA